Molecule: messenger RNA, 2957 nt
Organism: Gavialis gangeticus (Gharial)
Lineage: Eukaryota; Metazoa; Chordata; Crocodylia; Gavialidae
Gene: ZC2HC1B
Product: zinc finger C2HC-type containing 1B
Exons: 8
Coding region: 276-941 (221 amino acids)
Source: RefSeq, a predicted model, not a curated record
GCCAAUCUUCUUAUGGUAAAGAGAAGAAAAAAAAUCAUGUAGGAAAAAAAAUCUUAAUUUCAGGCCUUUAGUGUUGUCCUCACUGCCUUUCAUGCGCAUCACAGACUGAGGGAGUAUGUGUGUAUGUGUCAUAAUUGUUAAUUAUUUGGUUGAUGAUAGCUGAUGAUUUGGCUGUUCACAAGUAUGUGGACUUUGAGUAAAGAUAGCUGACCACCCAGUGUCCAUGUCUCCUAAUGCAGUCCUGAAGAAGGAAUCUGAAAAAUCUACAUAUUGAGAUGAAUCAAAUGCCUGUGAAGGAAUUAAGUGGAGCAACUGCCGGAAGUCAAGUUUUGUUUCCUUGUGAAAUCUGUGGAAGGCACUUCAAACAAGAUGUUCUGAUGAGGCAUUCCCCGAUAUGCCAGAAAGUCUUCAGCAAGAAACGCAAGCCUUUCAAUUCUUUGAAACAGAGACUGCAAGGAACUGAAAUUACCACUGUGAAGAAGCAGCCACAACCAAAGAAUCAAGUGCAAAAGAAAUCUAACUGGAGACAGCAUCAUGAGGACUUCAUGAAUGCUAUUCAGUCAGCCAAGGAAGUCACAAAAGCCAUGAAAGAGGGUCUCCCUCUUCCCCCACCACCCCCUCCAAGCAUCAAUCCAGACUAUAUCCAGUGUCCUUACUGCUCAAGAAGGUUUAAUGAGGCUGCAGCAGGGAGACACAUUAAUUUUUGCAAAGAACAAUCUACCCGACGUACCUUUUCACCAAGUACAAAAGCAGCCAAACCACCCCUGGGCAAACAGCAAAAGAGAGAACCAGCUUUAACAACUGCUGUGGAAUCACUGCUUCAGAACAAAGCACAAGAAGCUACCAAUGCAAAUCAGCUGAGGGCAGGAGCCAUUGUGGAGCCUUCUGCUGGAAUUCCACAGAAAACCAAAAAAAUGAGUACACCCUCUGGAAAAAACUAAUCCAGCGGAUUUGGGACAGCUGAUGCAGAGCAGAAGGUAAAGUGGCAGGUCACCAAGGACUUGGUGUGGCUUUACUUCUAUAACAUCACUCCUGAAGACCCUAGGAAGCUGUUCCAUCUGCUUUCCAAGCAUUGCACAGCUUAAGACAUGAAAGAAGUCGUGUAACAAUAAAAUAAGCAAAAACACAUUUCAUGACCUGCUCAAUUCCUUGUCUGUCCCCUUGGGGUAUAAUUUUUUACUAUAUCCUUUUUAAAGCAUAAUUGAUUUAUUUUUUUCUUUCCAAAUGAUUUGCCCUUUAUGACUGGUUAAAGGAGGCUACUUUUAAGAUGAUUGAAAAUCAUUUUUAAAUGGGCCUUUAUUUUGGUUAAUAAGUCCAGUGGUGUAAAUAACAUUUUGCAGAUUUGUAUGCGUACAGCAUUUUUUUUAAACUACUUCAAAUAUGCUUGUUUGGAUCUUGGAUGAAUUGCGCUUAUCAGGUGACAGCAAGAAGCACCAAAUAAACCAUGUCAAAAGUUUUGACACCAAGAAUUUUUUAUAUAGACCUUUCUUCAUGCUUCUGCUGGUUCUCUUUGCUUCUGCUAUUUUGGCAGUUUCAAGCUGUAGCUAUUGGCGAGUGCUCAGAGUUGUGUAUUCUCAGUUUCUGGGGUAUAAACUGUGAAUCUUAUUCAUACGCUUAAUGGAAUCUUUCAGUAAAGAAAGAAAAUAGUUAACUUAGAAACUAUAUGUUGUGGCUCAGCUCCGAUGACCUUCACUUUCUUAUUCAUUUUUUUUUCUGUAUAUGCAGACUUAACUCUUAUAAAUGUAAUCACCAGUUCAGACUGGAAGACAUUUUCCCCAUGUUUUUAUCCUAUCAUUUUUCUACUACUCUUUCUUUACUCCUUUUGUUUAUUGGUUGUGUUAUAAUGACCAUGUGUUCACUUUGUUGUAAUACAUUGAUUUCAGCCCAGUGAUUUUCAUAGAAGGAAUACUGGAUCUAGUAUAGCACUUCUUAAGUAAAAAUAGGCUUUCAUUUCUAAUGAAGUUAAGCUCAAGAAAAUGAGUUCAGCCAAUUGGAGCUACCCUCACAGAAUCCCACAGGCUUAUGUGUGGUUGGGGACUCUUACUGUACAGAAGUAAGGUUUUCUAGUAUAUUUGUGAAAUUUUAACCUUUCCCUGUUUGCUCCAUUUAGCAGCUCCAUCACAAUUUUUACAUGCACACACGGGGGGGAUGGGGGGUCGGGGACAAAAAGGCAGAAACAUAGAUGGACUGUUUAAAAAAAAAAAAAAAAGACAACUAGCAAACCCAUAGCAGGGUUUGCCAAAAUCAGAAGCAGAGCACAAAAGUAGAAAUGUAUGUUUAAUGUAUGUUAGAUUACGCUGCUUGUUUGGGUACUUAAAUGUGACUCUAUUCCAUCCUGCUUGAGUCUUUUAAAUAGCAUUAAUGCAAAAGGUGGAUGGGUUCUCAGUGUUUUCGGUGACUUAACCUUCAUACUAAAAUGUUUGUAGGUGCAUUAACAGUUUUUCAGGGACCUGAGCAGGGUCAGAUUUCUGAUACCAGGAAUAGAAUCUGGUAUAAAUGUAAAAAAAUCUACCUAGAAGACAUGAUAAUAUAAUAUACUAUAGUUCCUCCUUACCCAGACUCAGGGAAUCAGAUCCUACUCACUGGCUGUAAUGGAAACUGGUCCCAGGAAGUGCAUUCCUGACUUGUACUUAAACUUGUAUUAGAGCUGAAAGCCUUACCACCUGCAAAGGCAUGCAGAUCCAAUAUUUGACUGGUUUCUCUCACGAAGACAUGGCAGACUUUCAGUUAAGCAGCACCAAUUAACAUAGCAAGUGUUACACAUUAAAAAAAGCUCAGCUCUGCUCUGUAGAAAUUAUUUUAUUGAAAAGUAUAAAUAUUACAAACUACAGGGAGAUAUUACAGAGAGAAAAUUUUAAGACUUGAAAUCUAAAAUGGGAAUAUGAAAAUUGAUUGAUGAGGUAAUUUGUCCUAUUGUGCUGUAUUGCAUUAAAGUGGGUUGUAGGUUCAUAGAAGAG